Molecule: messenger RNA, 1596 nt
Organism: Exophiala bonariae
Lineage: Eukaryota; Fungi; Ascomycota; Eurotiomycetes; Chaetothyriales; Herpotrichiellaceae
Exons: 5
Coding region: 1-1596 (531 amino acids)
Biological process (GO): carbohydrate transport; transmembrane transport
Cellular component (GO): membrane
Molecular function (GO): carbohydrate:proton symporter activity
Source: RefSeq, a predicted model, not a curated record
AUGGCGAAACUUCCAAAGACAUAUAAUUCUUACUUUAUAGCCUUCGUGGCGACCGUGGGCGGAAUGUUGUUCGGAUUCGACAUUUCGUCCAUGUCUGCAAUCAUAGGCACAGAACAGUACAACACGUUUUUCAAUAAGCCGGCGGGUAUUGUCCAGGGCGCUAUCGGUUCAUCGCUAGCCGCGGGCUCAGUCGUUGGUUCAAUCAUCGCUGGUCCAAUCUCUAACAAGAUUGGACGGCGUGAUUCGAUCAUGUUUGCGUGUCUCUGGUGGCUGGUUGGCACUGCAGUGCAGACAGGUACGAAUGGCGUUGGCUCUCUGAUUGCCGGCCGUGUGCUUAACGGUGUUACCGUCGGGAUUACCAGCUCUCAAGUGCCCGUUUAUCUUGCAGAAAUCUCUCGCAAGGAAAAACGAGGUAGAUUAAUCAUUAUCCAGCAGUUGGCAAUUGAAUGGGGUAUCUUGAUCAUGUUCUUCAUUGGCUAUGGCUGUUCGUUCAUCCCUGGUCCGACAGCUUUCCGAACUGCAUGGGGAAUCCAAUUUGUCCCUUGUGUUUUCUUGAUGGCCGGUCUUCCAUUUCUCCCACGAUCACCCCGCUGGCUCGCCAAAGUGGAUCGGUCCGAAGAAGCCAUCAACGUACUUGCUAAAAUCCAUGCGGGUGGGGACAAGAAAGACGUUCUCGUGCUCGCGGAAUGGGAGGAUAUUUCCACUACUCUCGCCCUCGAGCGUGCCGCUGGCUCUGGGUUUGGCAAAUUCUACAAGAAUGGAAUGUGGAAACGAACACUGGCGGGCUUCACCGUCCAGAUGUGGCAGCAGAACUCAGGAGCCAAUGUAAUGACAUAUUAUGUUGUUUACAUCUUCGCAAUGGCUGGUCUUGAAGGCAACAUCAAUCUCAUUGCGUCUGGUGUGCAAUACGCCCUGUUCAUUGUUUUUACCACCAUAAUGUUUUUCUACAUCGAUAGGACUGGCAGGCGACCCCUCCUGAUAUAUGGAGCACUCGCAAUGGGGGCUUGUCAUUUCUGCGUAGGUGGAAUUCUGUCGGCUGGUGAAUCUGUCCCGGAAGGGGUUGGGGGAAACCCUAACGUGUUGAUCAAGGUUACUGGUGGCAAAGCCAACACUGUGAUCGCUUUUUCCUACCUAUUGAUUGUCGUCUACGCUCUGACUCUGGCGCCCGUGGCAUGGAUAUAUGCAGCCGAAGUUUGGAGUCUAGAGACACGCGCCACUGGUAUGGGCAUUGCCGCGCUGGGCAAUUGGCUUUUCAACUUCGCUCUUGGGCUCUACAUACCACCUGGUUUUCAAAAUAUCAAAUGGGGAAUGUUCAUUGUGUUCGGAGCUAUGUGCAUUCUGGCGGCCAUACAGUUCUAUCUGACCUACCCAGAAACCUGCAACAAAACACUCGAGGAAAUCGAAAUAAUGUUCUCUCACGAUGGGCCAAAGCCAUGGCAUACCAAGCCAGGCAACUCCAGGCUCGAUGAUAUGGUAGUACAGGCUCGAGAGAAGCAUUCUUCUGUGGACCACGGCACGGUGGGAAAACCACAUACACUUGACGAUGGUAGUCAUGUGGAAAUGGCUAGUGAUAGAGCCACUCGUGAUAUUGUCUAA